AAGGAAAACCUGCUGGUUGCUUGGUGACAGCUAGUUGUAUGAUUUGGAAAGUAGACUGUAAUAAAGUAGUACUUCAUCUCAGUUUUUUAGAAAGCUGCAAAUCAAACCUAUUCAAAUUUGUGAUUACAGUAGUUUUACGUGGUAGCCACUUGUUUCAGUGUUUCGUAACAUAAACUAAUAAUUGCCUGUCAAAAUUGGUCUAAUGUAUCUAUCUGGAUGCUUCGAUCGUCAUCCCAUGAUGAGAAUCGUUGCAUCGCAGACGCUUGGCUAAAAAAGUGGUUUAGUGCAAGUGUUGGAUUAGGCAUGGUUUAAAUAUUUAAUUCCGCGCGAAUAUGUGUUUUUGCUGGUAUUAAUGUUAUUCAAAUUUGUGUGGCGACACUGAUCUGAAAAUCAUCGAAUGGAGCCGUCUUUUGUACAUGUUGAAUUCGACUAUCCCGAAUCCUGGGAGACAGCGGAAAAAGACACCAUUGCCCCAGUCACAAGCGAAGAAAUAUCAAAUGAACCGCCCCGGUUUCGGUCAAAGUUGAACUUUUCUUUCCCAUCAAGCAAAACAUCGAUGCUCGAAGAGAAGAAAGUUCCUCAGUUGGUUGGGAUGGAUAAUAUUUACGAAAACGUCAUGAACGCCGCGUCAGUAAAUCAGCCACAGCGAGCAGAAGCAAACAAGCCGGAGCGUUGCUUAUUAGCUAGUGCCAUUAGUGAUACAGCUUUGCGAUCAAAAUUUGGGGAGAUACUGAAAUUUUUGCGGUGCGAGGGUUUGAUAAAUGCUGUAACUUCAUCACCCAUGCCAACUUGUGCAAAGAAAACAAUUUCUUUGUCUCCGGAAAUGGCUGAAUUUUAUUUUCUCGGCCAAAAGAAGUUGUAUGAUGCAUUUCAUGCACAACUGAAGGGACCGCCUCAAUUUGCGGAUGUCGAAAGUCUGAAAAGGUCUUUAUCUAGAUCGUAUGCCGACAAACCUUCGUCCACAAAUUCUGUGGCAAAUGAUUCCCAUCCAGACCAGCUGUCGGUGCGAAAUUUAUUUCUACUCAAAUUCGCCACAAAAUACACCGACUAUAAUGUUAGCACGCAGUGGUUGAGCGUUCUGCUGAAGUGUCCGUUUGGGAAAAAGAUGGAUCUUCUGAAUAAUUACAUUGAUACGCACGGGCUACGUCUAACGUUUGAACAGUACCUGGAAACACACUUACUCCACGGCACCAAGCCGGUCUCACCGUACUGGCUGAUAGAGUGCAAUGCCGAUUAUCUAGAUUUCCGUAUGCAUAAAUUCCUGCGUAUGGGCUGGAAGCCACGGGACUACCGGCAGCGGAAGGCUAUUUGGCACAAAGCCCUUGACAGUCUGGACAAAUCCCCCGAUGUACUCGGUCCCGAAAACGAUUCCUUGUCUGGAUGCGAGAUCCAUGCGUGUCCUGGACUGAUUGAUAUGAAUAUGGCCGACAGUGCCAGGGGAUCCUCGGAUCCAGCAGCGCUACAACAACGAUGGAACAUGCAGAGUCCCCUAAUCUUAGCUUUAAUUUCUGAAGUUUCACAGUAUUUAAAAGGCUUAGAAAUUACUGCAAAUGCCAUCAGUGAUUGCCAGAAAAAGGAGCUGACUACUGCACUGCAGCAGUUAAUAGAGAUGCCGUAUCCUACCGAUGACCUUUCAGUAAUGAAUUACGCACGAACCUUAAUCCACCUGGCCGAAGUUUUUUACCGUUUUUGGAUGCAAAAUUUGAAUUAUGCCGAUGAAUGCGUUAGUCGGGAAACGUUACGGGAUGCGGCAUCCAAUACAGAAGGAGCCGCAGAAAACGUAGAAGAUAUCGAUAACGCCGAGGACGCUACGCAGACAUCCUUGACCUUUUUGCCAGUUUCGCCGCUCCCGGUUGACCCAUCCAUACUGGCCCCUACGCUGAAAAGGGCACACUCUAGUGCUGUGUCAAAGGUCAAUCGCAUGUACUGCCUGUCCUGUCUAGAGAACACGCCGAAUUUCGUCCGCAUCGCCGGAGAUAAUCGAAUUCUUCUGGCCGACGGGAUGGUGGUGAAUGCUCCAGAGCCCAGUGGUUGUCCAUUAUUAUGGAAGCCGGACAUUAUAGAAAAGACUAUCAUAGCCCAGAAAGAAGCGGCUAAAAGUCCCGAUGAACCGAGCAAGAAGUUUUUCAGCGAAUUGCCGGGUGUUGCGCCGAUCUCUCGCCAGGCACCUCUGGAUGACCGCUUCCAGCUUUCUGGCUGGCUUCUGCCUGACGAGCAGUCCAUUCCGGCUAAUACUGCUAGAGAGAACCGUGCUUGCGACGAAGACUCACCGGAUGCUCCUCCGGAAGGCUGCCCAAUUGCUUUCAAAGUGUUGGAUAUUCAGGACAGUGGGGAACUGCUGGUGCUGGAGGACAAAGGAUCCGCGGCGGACAUGGCCACGGCACAUGCCGGCAAAAUGGCCAUGGAUUACAGCGCUGUUGUAUCGCACCCGUUAUACGAAACUGUGCGCGCUCCAGAAGACGCCACCACUAGUAUCUUCCAUCCAGUUGUGGAUUACAGUCUGUUGUUAAAUCCACAAAACGAAUCUGUAAUGUCAGUUGAUGCAUUUACACGGGAUUCUUCCCCUCCAAAGGUCACACAGGGCCUAAGCAUACAGUGGAUCGACCGUAUUACCAAAAAUCCUCGUUGCGGCCAGCCGGUGAUGUUAUACAAGCACCAGCAGUACAGCAGGAGCUGGCGGAAGCUAUGAGCGACAGCAGCGUUUACCACGAUGCUCAGUCGUCUCACGACGUCAACCGCACCGUUCUGCCGGAAUGCUCGGCCUCUUGUCGUUACAUCCCUCUGUAAACGUGUCCGCUGAUAUUAAAAUUCAAGUGGUACAAUAAGUAAACGUCUUUUGUUGUCCUAUUCGCACAUCGACAUUAAAUGUUAACACCAUCAAUUCUGGCGUAUAUUAUUAAGUGCAUUGUGCACAGAUCGCGGCGAUGCCGACAUGUUCUGGCUAGAAAUGGCGCAAUAAUCGACCAGUGUUGUGUGGCGGAUUUGAAUGCCAUGUGUAAACUAAUAAAACCUUAUCUU
This is a messenger RNA of Paramacrobiotus metropolitanus, 3018 nucleotides long. RefSeq lists its product as uncharacterized. The coding region runs from base 398 to 2689 and encodes 763 amino acids. The record is from RefSeq and is a predicted model, not a curated record. The transcript is spliced from 11 exons. Lineage: Eukaryota; Metazoa; Tardigrada; Eutardigrada; Parachela; Macrobiotidae.